Molecule: messenger RNA, 1374 nt
Organism: Ipomoea nil (Japanese morning glory)
Lineage: Eukaryota; Viridiplantae; Streptophyta; Magnoliopsida; Solanales; Convolvulaceae
Product: phosphoribosylglycinamide formyltransferase, chloroplastic
Exons: 5
Coding region: 188-1093 (301 amino acids)
Biological process (GO): 'de novo' IMP biosynthetic process
Cellular component (GO): chloroplast; cytoplasm
Molecular function (GO): phosphoribosylglycinamide formyltransferase activity
Source: RefSeq, a predicted model, not a curated record
GGUCACAGCCCAUCUCGUCUAGCCCAGCCCACUCGCCAACAUCCCUAGCCAUGGCAGCUUGCCAGCUUCAGAGAAAUCAAACAUCAUUGUUUCUCGCCAUAAACCUUUAAUCCGAUUAAACCCUUUCUCUUUGGGCGAAUUUUUUACCUGUAUCCGAUUAAACCCUUUAAUCCUAGCAAGCUUUUGAAUGGAAGCUCAGAGCAGGGUUUUUAGGCUCUCUUCGCCAUCACCUGCAAAAAACCCAAAACUUCCAUUAUUGCAUACCCAUAACUCUUCUUAUAUUCCAUCAAAUAUUCAAUCUCCUAAAUGGGUCUCCCUCAAAACCCAAUUUUCUCCCGCUUCACUUUCUUCCUCGCCCAAGAAAGGCUCCUCUACCAGUUGCGUAAAAGCACUGGAAACAGAAACUCUAUCCACUCCUCGAAAUGAUUCGAACGCAACAAUCAGGAAGAAGAACUUGGCGGUUUUCGUUUCUGGUGGAGGCUCAAACUUCAGGUCAAUCCAUGAGGCUGCCGCUCAAGGGACCGUUCAUGGAGAGGUGGUUGUUUUGGUCACCAAUAAACCUGAUUGUGGAGGUGCGGACUAUGCCAGAGAUAGAGGAAUACCUGUGAUUGUGUUUCCGAAACCAAAGAAUUCAGAUGAGGGGUUUUCUCCCGAAGAUCUUGUAGCUGCUCUAAGAACGUACAAUGUCGACUUCAUUCUUUUAGCUGGGUACUUAAAGCUUAUACCUCCUAAGUUGAUUCGAGCUUAUCCGAGGUCAAUAUUGAAUAUUCACCCUUCACUUCUCCCAGCUUUUGGAGGCAAAGGUUAUUACGGGAUGAAGGUGCACAAAGCAGUGAUUGCUUCUGGAGCUAGAUAUUCCGGUCCCACAAUCCAUUAUGUUGACGAGGAGUAUGACACGGGACGUAUCCUUGCUCAAAGGGUUGUCCCUGUGCUUGCCAAUGACACAGCAGAAGAUCUGGCUGCAAGGGUUCUCCAUGAGGAGCAUAAAUUAUAUGUAGAAGUAGCAGCAGCACUAUGCGAAGAAAGAAUACUUUGGCGGGAUGAUGGCGUCCCUCUCAUCCAGAGUAAAGAAAAUCCAAACCAGUACACAUAACCCAAGUUUCCUUUUAGCUGCUCGGUGCCUAACAUGGUUUCAUGCUAACCAACAAUUUCUGUAAGAAUCACUGCUGUAGUUCAUGUUUUAUGUAUCUGCAACAAUCAUCCUACACUUGUAUAAUUGACUUGUUCCGAUUUUUUUCUUGUUUUUUGAGAGUUGGAUUGAAGCAUAUAAGCCCAGUCAUAUAUACUGGACAAUUCUUGUGAUGCAAGAUUUAUCUCUUGAUAUAGUAAAAUCUUGAGGGAUGGAUUAAGAAUGCCCUUUCUUUCCUAAGUUAA